This is a messenger RNA of Microsporum canis CBS 113480, 537 nucleotides long. RefSeq lists its product as hypothetical. The record is from RefSeq and is a predicted model, not a curated record. NCBI's taxonomy places the organism in Eukaryota, Fungi, Ascomycota, Eurotiomycetes, Onygenales, Arthrodermataceae. Bases 1 to 537 code for a protein of 178 amino acids. The transcript has 3 exons.
AUGGCCGAUGCUCCAUCACAACUGCCUGGAGGCAACCCGCUUCCUUCUGGCGCCGGAUUCCAAAACCCGGAGAAACAGAACAAUGGAGAAACACUGCAAGACAAACCAAUUACCAUGCAGGAUAACACUUCUCUAGAAUCAAACUCCACCCCUAAACCUACUGCUGGUGUUCCUCCCCCGCCAACAACAGCUUCAACAACCUCUCGCGGCGUCACCCCAUCCGUAGACAACGAGUCUUCUACAAAUAAACACCACGAUAACCGGGAUAUCAUCAUGGGCGGUGGAUAUGAAACAAGAGGUGCUUAUCGGGGAAACGGUGCUGGGGGAAUAGGCGGCGCGAAUGCAACCCCGCAAGCCCAUGCUACUGGUGCUCCAGCACGUAUAUACAUGAAUGAAAAGAUUGUCCCAUAUCUUCUUGAGGGUAUGAAGAUGGUAGCCAAAGACCAACCUAUGAACCCGCUACAAGUGUUAGGGGAAUACCUCAUACAAAGGAGCGGUGAAAUUGGGGAGACUGCUAGGGAACAGUCGACAACCUGA